CUAACUUGUGCAGAAGCAAAAUGACAACAAGUUGUAGAACUAAUGAGAAUAAAAAAUAAUAAUAAUCAAAUCUGUUAUCCAAUAGGCUGUUCUCUAAAAGGAUACAUUUCUGUUGUUUAAGGUUUUAGUUUAUUUGUUUUCCUGGAACAUGUUUGAAUUAUGCCUCAGCAACCUACUACAAAGGAGACUUUAGACAGUGCAAUAGCCUUCAACAUAAACUGCAGAUGUACUGUGUUGCACUGAUAUAUAGAUCUGUUGUUUCUUCAAAAGCUUUAACUCAUGUUUUGGUAUUUGGAAGUUUUUAAUACAUACCAUUUAGUUGGUUAGUUAAUUUUUAAAUGAGAACGUGUGUACUAUUUUGUACACAUUUUGGAAAACAAUUAGGUUUUAAAACUACAGCCACAUAACGCGAAUCCUAAACUUAGAUAAAAAGCCCAAGUGUUUCCCCAGUCCUGUUAGGUCUUGGACCAGCAUGAAAGCUGGAGAAUUAAGAAUGGAGAUGUCUCGGCUCAGAGUUACUUUCUUUCUUCAGGUGUUCGUGAUUAUAUUUUGGAAUUUUUUCCUGACACCGGGAGCUCAGCUUGACACACAUCUCCACGACUACUACGACGAGAACGUCAUUGAUCUACUGGAAGCCCUGAACAUCACUAGGUCUAUUAAGGGUGUUAGCAAGGCUAAGGGCUUGGAAUCUGGAAUUCCAGCCUGGAAGUUUCGCCAGAGGGUGCCCCACUUGACUCUUCCACGGGAUUACUCCAUAUACUUCCUCAGCACCAUGCAGGGAUCAAUCGGCUUCCACUUCGUGGCACAGCAGGCCAAGAACUCAGACAGCACUCUCAUCUCCUUCAUCUCCCCCACUGCCAUGAAAAAAGACGGGCACCCUCUCCUCCAGCUGGUCUCUAGCACCAGGUCCAACCAGCUGCGUCUGGAGUACAGGGCAGUCCACAGCAUGGAGCCUGCCACCAUUCUCUUCCCAGGGGGCACGCCUUUCUCCAAUAGCAAGUGGGCCCGCAUGGCCUUUAACCUGGAAGCCCAUAAGAUCACCCUCUUUAUCGACUGUGAGGAGUCUAUCAUAUUUGAGAAAAACCAGGGAGAAGAUGUCCUCAGUCUCAUCUUUCCAAUAGAUCUUGAAAUCACCUUUGCAAGUAUGCCAGGAAACAAGGCCAGCAAGUUCUUGGGAUACUGGCAAACAGCAGAGAUCUCUCCAAGUGGAUUCCUCAGACGCCCAUGGCAAUGUGAAAACCUGUCAGAUUCAUUGCCAUAUUCCCUGGCUGAGGAAAGAUCUGUUGACUCCCAGCUGGAAGCGCCUCUGAUAACAGAUCCCUCCCAACAUGUUGAGCACCAGUCUGAUUUUGCAAACUACCAACAGCAGCAAAGUGAGCCUGAGAAUUCACCACAGGGACCCAGGCCUCAACCCCAAGCCCAGGAUGAGCGUCUUAGGAGACUGGAGGAGGCCGUGGAUACCCUCAGCAUGAUGCUGGAUAUGGUCAAGGCCCAGAACACAGACCUGGUGGCUCGUGUGAAGUACCUUGAGACCUGCGAGUGUAGGAGGCUCACGUGCUCCUGGGAGGGGCGAGAGUACGAGGAGGGGAGUAGGUGGGACAAGGACCGGUGCACAGUCUGCUUGUGUGUGAAGGGUGAAGUGCGAUGCUCUGUAGGGGGCGAGUGUGCCGAUCCAUGUGUUUCCAAUCCUUGCCUAAAUGGAGGUGUUUGCCAACCGUUGACCUCUGACUCUGAGCAGCACCCCUCAGGAUUUAGAUGCAAAUGCCCACCUACUUCUACAGGGCGAUUGUGUGAAAAGCCAAUGAUUCAGGCUUGCUCAUUGCCAAAGAUGGUGGGCCAUUGUACAAGUGCCAGGGAACCAAGAAGGCGUUGGUUUUACAAUGCCCUUUCAGGAGCUUGCGAGGAGUUCACCUACACUGGCUGCCGGGGCAACAGCAACAACUUUGAGAGCUUAGAUGCCUGCCAACAACGUUGCUUGCUCGGGGCUUGCUGUUUCCGGGAGCCUAGAGUUCCAGAGGCCCAGCUGGGUUUCGACCGGGAAGGCUAUGACCGAUAUGGUUACAAUAUGUCUGACCUGGAUCGCACUGGGAGAAAAAGACUGGCUGUUAACCAGGACCGGUCUGGACCUGCUUUGUUUGGUCCCAAUGGCCAGGUCUUCAGCGGACUUAGUGAUGGGAAGCGGUUUGAUAAGUAUGGGUUUGACCAGCAGGGAUAUGGCCGAGAUGGAUUCCAUAGGAAUUCUGGUUUUAACUUGACAGGAUUCAACCGGAAUGGGGAGUUUGACCGUCGUUAUGAAUUUAACUUGGAAGGUUACAACCGGCAGGGUCUCAAUCGAGCCGGCUUUGACUGCAGUGGACUGGACACUGAAGGGUUUAGCUAUUUGGGACUGUGUGCUGGAUUCAUCUACCAGUGCGAGCAGCUGCUUCUCUCUGACUGUCAGCAACUGAACAAGGACAACCACAGGAGAGAGGUGGUUAGUUUCUCACCCGGGAAGCAAUGCAACGAUAUAGUUUGCGGAGAAGGGUGUGGCUGCUCAUUUAAUGGACAAACCUACCAGUUUGGGGAAUCCUUUGAAUACAGCUGUGAAGUCUGCCUCUGUACUUACACUGGUGCAGUGGAGUGCAGCUGCCGGCACCUGAACCAGCGCAAGGAAGUUCGAGACAUGACACUGAAAGAGAGGCGGCUUUACCAGCAGGCACUGCAGAGUCUUUAUUCCAAACAAGGUACUUGGGAAGACUUUGCUAAGAUAAGGGCGGAAUAUGCUCCUCAGGCCAAUGGACAGUACUCUUUCCUCCCUUGGCAUCGCUACUUCUUGAAAAUGGUAGAGAGGGAGCUACAGAAGGGUUCAUCCUGUGAAAUCUAUAUUCCAUACUUUGAAUGGACCAUAGAUGCCGGGUCUAUGGAGACCUCUGCAAUAUGGCAGGCUAACUUCUUUGGUGGCAAUGGGGACCAACAGACAAACUGUGUUGCGUAUCAUCCUUUUCAGCAUGACAAUGUUUGGUCACCUUGCCUUCGCAGGAGGUUCAACACAUCGGUCAUAUUACCUGAUGUCAUAAACAUCCAACUUAUUCUGGCUGAGGAGGAUUUUAAACAGUUCUCUUUACAGAUCGAGACAGUGUCAGGGCUCUUCCACCUCUGGGUAGGAGGACAUAUGGCAUCCCCAUUCUGCCCCUACGAUCCCAUAUUCCUGUCUCAUUACGCCUUCAUGGAUAAGCUGUGGAUGCACUGGCAGGAGCGUAGUUUUGAUGGACUCCCCCGAUACCCUUUGCAACUGAGAUAUGUAAAAAUGAAACCCUUUGAAGUGGCUCCAGAUGAUGUUUUACACUCCAAGCAUCAGCUCUGCACCAUUUAUGUGCCAGUAACUCUUGGUGCCCCAUGUAACCUUACCACCUCACCAACAAUAUCUGGAUUUGACAGUGAAGGGUACAAUAGGCAUGGCUUUGAUUCUGAGGGCUACGACCGAGAUGGCUACAACAGAUAUGGUAUAAACCGAAGAGGAGAGAAUGAUCACCUUGGAAUAUAUGAUAAGAAUGGAUACAACAAACAAGGUUAUGACCGAAGUGGCUUUGACCAGAUGGGCUGGGAUCAGUAUGGCUAUGGAAGAGACAACUUUGACCGUGACAACUUUGAUGCUGAAGGGUAUGACAUUUCUGGGUACAAUCGGUAUGGAUACAAUAGAUCCGAAGUGACUCCAUUUGGGAUGAGAAGGGAUGGCACUAUCCUUCCUCAUAUAAGAGGAGAGGUCAUAGAUCAGAUGUUUGAGAGUGGAUAUAACGUCUAUGGCUUUGACAAAUUUGGCUUGGACAGCAGUGGAUUUGAUGUGUUUGGAUUCCACAUCGAUGGAUAUGAUAAGGACAGCUGUAACUAUUUUUAUCACGGACCUCACUACACAAGGUUCUACUUCUUUAUUCAGCUUCAGAUAACUAUGAUUGGAACUGACAUUUUGUCAAAUAUUAAGCGGAUUUGUCCCCAGAUAACUCCUUUGCCAGAAUGGUGGCUCAUUCAAAAUUGGAUGAAUGUUGAUGUUCAGGAAACUGUCACAAUGAUCCGCCACAUUGAACAGAAAUGGGCCACGCAGCACCCAUUUGACAGUGGGUAUAUUCCCAACAUCUCCUCGGUGCAAGAAAAUGGUCUAUGGCUUCCAAUCACCCCUGACCUCAGAUUUUGCUUUGAGUUGCACUGGUUUUCAGGGUGCCCAAUAGGUACAGCCCCUGUGACUUGCCCAGACCUUUGCACUAAUGCCCAGUGCGAGGGCUACCAGGAAGCAGAGUGCCGAGUCCAUAACUGUGGAUCUUGCUUUACCGAGUGGUAUGACAGAGCAACGGGCAGCCAUGUCAUGUGUCAGGGUUGCAGCUACAAAGGCAACAUCUAUAACAAUGAAGAAUCGUUCAACUACGACGAAUGCACAACAUGUGUGUGUCUGAGUGGAGAUGUGACAUGUACAGCAGUCCAGUGCAACAGAGUGACUUGCAGCAACCCAGUGAAGAGAUCCGGGGAGUGCUGUCCAGUGUGUUUGGAAGACUGUGUAGAUGGAUGGAGAAAUGGAGAAAGCUGGAAGCCUGACCCCUGUAGUAACUGCACCUGUGAGAACGGUAGAGUUCAGUGCAUCGAUCAGGAAUGCCCCCCCACAAACUGCCAACACCCCAUCAUUCCAAGGGACACGUGCUGCCCUGAAUGUGCUGGCUGUGUGUACAAUGGGAAGAGGCUGAGGAACGGCCAGAGCUUCCAGUCAGACCGCUGCACCAAGUGCACUUGCAGGAAUGGCAACGUGCAGUGCCUGAGUGUCCGAUGCCCGGACUUGCCGUGCUUGGAUCAGGAUGUGCCUCCUGGGGAGUGCUGUCCUGUCUGUCGUCCAGGCUGUGAAUAUGAAGGAGGAAUGUAUGACAAUGGAGUCAUCUUCUUAUCCCGAACCAACCCCUGUAUGAACUGCUCAUGUCUGGACAGCUUGGUCAGGUGUUCCCCGGUGCAGUGUCAGCCCGUCUCGUGUGAGAAUCCUUUCCAGAAGCCUGGUCAAUGUUGUCCCUCCUGCCCAGCUUGUGAGCUAGACGGGAGAGCUUAUGACCAUGAACAGCCUUUCACCACGCUGGAUGGCUGUCAAAAAUGUACAUGCAUGAAUGGUAAACCAUCAUGCGUAGAUAUCCAGCAAUGUCCUCACACCUGUACCCAUGGAGUUAAGACCCCAUACGGCCCCUGUUGCAGAGACUGCUCCAGCUGUGAUUUCCAUGGGCAGCUGAUACCCAACGGGAUGUCUUUUGUGACCAAUGCAGAUGUGUGUGAGCGCUGCUUGUGUACAAAUGGGAAUGUUGUGUGCUCAAGGAUCGCCUGCCCUCCUCUUGACUGCACUGCCUUUGAAAGAGUGCCAGAGGAAUGCUGCCCCAAAUGCAGAGGUUGUGUACAUGUUGGCAUUCGACACGAGCACAAAUCAGAGUGGAAGUUACCAGACAGCCCCUGUAAUAUCUGCAGAUGUUUGGAGGGACAAGUUCUGUGUGAGAAUGAGAGGUGUAACACCCCAUGUAGAAAUCCUGCCAAGCCCACGGCAGGAUCUUGCUGCCCUAGCUGUGAUGGUUGCCAUUUGAAUGGACAGGAGUAUGUGAAUGGAGACAGAGUGUCUAAUGGAGACCGCUGUGCAGAGUGCACAUGUGUGAAUGGUAAUAUCCACUGUAACCCUGUCGUGUGCCUACCAGUGCAAUGCAGGAAUCCUGUUCAGCAGCCUGGAGACUGCUGCCCACGCUGUGAGGAGUGUGAAUAUGAUUCGAAGACGUUUGUUGAUGGCCAGUCCUUCAUCUCAACCGUUAACCCCUGCCUGAACUGCAGGUGUUCGGCAGGUCGGGUGUCCUGUGAGCGCUUGGACCCCAAUUGCCCUCCUAUUAGAUGCAGCCAUCCAGCCAAACAGAUAGGACAGUGCUGCCCCAGCUGUGACAUGUGUGAGUAUGAGAGACGGAUAUACACCAGUGGACCGGUGUUCACCCCCCCAGGAAGCAGCCCCUGUCUGCAGUGCACUUGCACGGAUGGAAACGUGCGGUGCCAAGAAGAGGUGUGCCCACCUGUUCAGUGCUCUAACCCUGUGAUUGACCCUCAACAUUGCUGUCCAAUCUGCAAAGUGUGUGUCCUGAAUGGAGUGGAGUUCGAGGAUGGGACAGACUGGGAGCCUGAUGAAGACCCUUGCAGCACUUGUGUCUGCACUAAUGGGGAGCCAGUCUGCCGAGUCUCACCCUGCCCGCGCAUCACUUGCCUGCAACCUACUAAAAUGAAUAGUGACUGCUGUGCAGUGUGUGACAGGUGUACCUAUAACCAGCGCAUAUACAACAAUGGACAAGACUUCAUAGACCCAGAUAGACCCUGCCAAAACUGCAGGUGUCAGGAUGGUACUGUGAACUGUAUCCCCACAGUGUGCUCUCCAGUGACCUGCUCCAGACCUGAGGUGAAACCCGGACAGUGCUGCCCCAAGUGUCCAGACUGUGUGUUUGAAAACCGUGUGCUUGUGAAUGGAGAAGAAUUCCCUAACCCUCUGAAUCCCUGCCAGAGGUGUGUGUGUUAUAAUGGCCAUGUGAACUGUGAGGACCAUACCUGUCCUGGCGCCAUCUGCACAUACCCACUGCCUGGAUCCUGCUGCAAAAACAACUGCAAUGGUUGUAACUAUGCAGGAAAAGAAUAUCCAAAUGGAGCAGAAUUUCCACAUCCUACAGACAAAUGCAAAGACUGUCAUUGUAUAAAUGGUAAUGUUCAAUGUCUGUCAAAGAGGUGCCCCCCACUGCUGUGUAGCAAUCCGUUCCUGACACCCGGCGAGUGCUGCCCCCAGUGUCCCGCCCCUCCAGCUGAGUGUCUGUAUGCUGGACUCCCCUACAAACACAUGGAGCGUUUCUAUGACCCAUCUGAAAAGUGCCGCUCCUGUAUCUGCAAUAACGGGACCAUCACCUGCCAGCGCAGGCCCUGCGCCCCCAUCCUGUGUGCCAACCCCAUUGUACAGGACUGCUGUCGCACUUGUGAUGGCUGCUGGUAUGGUGGUAAAGAGCUGGCUAACGGGGAGCAGUUUGCGGACGUCUCGGAUGCCUGCAGAUUGUGUUUGUGUCGGGAAGGCACAGUGUCCUGUGAGAGGAGAGCAUGCCCUGCUGUGAGCUGCCCAUUCCCUGUGCAGGCACAGUGCUGCCAGGCUUGUGAAGGAUGUAAUUACCUGGGUCAAGAGUACCUGAAUGGCCAGGAGUUCACUGAUCCUCAGAACCAGUGUAAGCGCUGCACUUGUAUGAGUGGAUUUGUGAACUGCAAUCCCAAACCAUGUUAUAACCCAGGCUGUACCCAUCCCAUUUCCCUUCCUGGAAAGUGCUGCCCAGUCUGUGAAGGGUGUUUCUAUAAUGGGGUUGUUAUCAUCAAUGGACAGACAUUCCUCGAUUCUGCUGACUCCUGCUCCCAGUGUACCUGCAGGUCUGGCUCUGUUCAGUGCAUAAAGAGACUGUGUUCUCCGGCUCCUUGUUCUCACCCUGUUGUUGGACCAUGUGACUGCCCACUCUGUGAUGGGUGUUAUUUCCAAGGAAGGGACUAUGUUGAUGGACAAACCUUUCAAGGUUCCAAAGGGGGGUGCCAAGAGUGCACAUGCUUUAAAGGUGAAGUGACAUGUGGAACAAAAAAGUGCAGUAAGGUCUCUUGUCCCCAUCCUGCAAUCGACACAUGCACCUGCCCUGUGUGUGAUGGAUGUAUUUUCAGAGGCAGAGACUGUAAAAAUGGCGAAAGGUUCCUGGAUCCGAAGAACAAAUGUCAGCGCUGCACUUGUCUGAAUGGUGGUGUCACAUGCAUAUCAGUAACCUGCCCCCCUGUGUCCUGUCAAAACCCUGCCACCCCUCCUGGAGAGUGCUGUCCUCAGUGUACAGGGAUCUGCCACUACCUGGGCCGGGUCUAUGAGACUGGAGCCACCUUCGACUCCCCUGCAGACAGCUGCUCGAAGUGUACAUGCAUUAAUGAGGUAGUGACUUGUCACAAGACGCCAUGCCCUCAGCAGUGUUCCCACCCAGUGCCCUCAUCUGCCUGCUGCCCAUCCUGUGACCGCUGCUUCUAUAAGGGUUUUGAAUUCAGCAACAGGCAGACCUUCCACUCGCCCUCAGACCCCUGCCAGCGCUGCAGCUGUCUCCAUGGAAACGUUGUGUGCACCACUGUGGUGUGCCCCCAGACAACUUGUAACAACCCCCUCACUAAACCAGGACAGUGCUGCCCCGAGUGCCCAGUGUGCUCAUAUUUUGGGAAGGAGUAUUCAGAGGGGGUUCAUUGGCCUUCAUCCACCAAUGACUGUCAAGAGUGCUUCUGUGUGCAAGGGGAGGUGAGAUGCUCAGAGGUGCGCUGUGACGUCACAUGCAGCUACCCCUCCCGCUUGCCCGGUCAGUGCUGUCCCCUAUGCCAGGACUGCUUCUUUGAGGGCGUGCUGUACAGUGAUGGAGAAGACUUCAAUCCAGACAACUGUAGGCAGUGCUCCUGCAAUGGUGGGAACGUUAAUUGUGGAAACACACUGUGCCCGAGACUGAACUGCAUGCACCAAGUGACGGACCCUGGCACCUGCUGCCCUCGCUGUAGAGGCUGUGUGUACAAUGGGAGGGAGUACACAGAUGGCAGCAGCUGGUUUGCAUCCACAACCCCCUGUAUGUCCUGUAUGUGUUUGGACGGAGUCACAACCUGUUCAGAGAUUCGUUGCGUCUCACCUUGUGUAAACCAGAUCCAUGUUCCAGAAGAGUGCUGCCCAGUGUGUGCAGAUUGUGUGUACAAUGGCAGAGUAUAUGGUCCAGGGGACAGCUUCCAGCCUGCCAACGAUCCAUGUGAGAUUUGUACUUGUGAGGUGAUGCCAGAUGGGGAGCAGCAUUUACGCUGUUACCGUAAGCAGUGUCCAAGCCUGGUGGACUGUCCCAAGAAUCACAUUCACUUUCCUGGAUCUGACCAAUGCUGUCCUACUUGUGCACAGCCACUGAGUAAUUGCACAGCCACUCUUGUUGGCAGUGAAGUCCAUGCUACAGAUGAUCCAUGUUAUACCUGUCAGUGUAAGGAUCUGACUUGGAUUUGUAUUCACCAAGGGUGUCUUCCUUUAAACUGUCCAAAUGCAGAGCAGUUCUUGCCUGUAGACUCCUGCUGCCCUAUCUGUGAUGAGUGUGUGAUUGAAGCUGAAAAUCGUCGUGUUUCUGAUGGCGAGAGCUGGACAGACAGUGUGGAUGAGUGCAUCACCUGUACAUGUAAUCUUGGUCACAUCGAGUGCCACAUUGAGGAAUGCACUGCAGUCAUUUGUCGGGACGGCCUGGUAAAAGUGAAAUCGCCAGGGAAAUGCUGUUAUGAAUGCCAAGACCCAGACAUCUCAUGCAUGUACCAGGGCACCCUGUACCAGUCCAAUGAGCACUGGGAAGUGGAUGAGUGCACAACCUGCACAUGUGUCUCAGGGGAGGUCCACUGCCAGACUGAACGCUGCCCACAGGUCUCCUGUGCAUCAGAUGAGACCCCAGCUCUGAUUCCUGGCAUGUGCUGUCCACACUGCAUUCCACGGCCGGCUACAUGCAUUGCAUUUGGAGACCCUCAUUAUCGCACUUUCGAUGGGAAAAUGAUCCACUUCCAGGGGGCCUGUACCUAUGUGUUGGCCGAGGACUGUGAAGGGGGAGAUUUCAGCAUUCAUGCAACCAAUGAUGACAGAGGUCGUAAAGGAGUCUCAUGGACUAAAGAAGUCACUGUACUGAUUGGGGAUGUUGUGGUGCAGUUACUACAAAACUGGGUUGUUGUGGUGGACUAUCAGACUGUGACUUUGCCUUUCCUCAAGGAGCCUUACAUAUACAUAGAACGCAAGACAAACACAAUUUUACUGAACACCAAUAUUGGAGUAAAGGUUUUAUGGGAUGGGAAGACCCACUUGGAAGUGAGUGUUCCAGGGACAUACAAAGGACACAUGUGUGGACUCUGUGGAAAUUUCAACAACUACCCCCAGGAUGACAUGAGGAUCCGCACUGGACAGAUUGUCUUAUCUGAAGCUGCCUUUGGAAACAGCUGGAAGGUGCAAGCUGAGAACCAAACCAAUGCACACUGUACUGAUGGAGAGGAUAUUGACCCGUGUAAGGAAGCGGGAUACCGUGCACGCAAGGAGGGCAAUGCUAAGUGCAAGAUCCUAAAGUCCAAGGUGUUUGAGCGCUGUCACAAUGUGGUCCUGCCAGAGAUGUUCUUCGCCUCCUGUGUUUAUGACCUAUGUGCCUGUGGAUCCAAUGGGGAUGACUGCUUGUGUGAUGCUCUGGAGGCCUAUGCUUCAGAAUGCAGGGAGUCCGGAGUCAUUCUGCAGUGGAGGUCACCUGCUCUCUGUGCUGUGGGCUGUCCCCAAGACCGUGGUUAUAUUUUCGAUGAGUGCGGCCCUCCUUGCCCCAAGACCUGUUUCAACAAAGACGUACCUCUGGGAGUGAUAGAGGCCCAUUGCUUCAAACCCUGUGUGCCAGGCUGCCAGUGCCCAGCAGGCUUAGUAGAGCAUGAAUCACACUGCAUCCAGCCAGAGGCCUGUCCCAAGAUUAUCUAUGGCAACAUCUGAGAAACAAAUACAAAUAAGGAAACCUCUUGCACUUUCAACCAUCACAAUAAUGGUGCUAUAACUUACCAACAUUGCACAGGAGGAAACCAGUUAUGACAUUAGAUUUUGUUUUUAUCUUGAAGUCCAUGGUACGUUAAUUAAGUAUUAUCAGUGCCCCUUUUCAUAGUGUUCUCCCUGUAUGAUCAAUGGAAUUUAAGCCAUGAAUGUGGAGAGUAUAUGCAGGUAUAGUAACUAUUAAUUUUGAGGGCUUUAGUCUUACAGCUACAACGGCUGGAAACAGGAGAAAAGUCUAUACAAUUGGGUUUCCAUAAAGCCUAUCUUUAAAUAUCUUAAAAGCUUUUGAUGCAUGAGUUUGAAAUAGAGCAUUAAUUGAGGUAGAGAUUUCAUAGAAUGAGCAGAAAUUGGCGCUUUAUUUCAUAACUCAUUUUAUUUCCAGAGCAGUUAGGGUUAAAUUUCACAGACAAUAGACUUUCUCAGGAUUCUCCGGGUAUAUUUCUGUGUUAAAGAUUCUUGCCCAAAAACAGGGACUGUAACUUGACAUAUAUUUGUUAUAUAAGCAAUUAUUUGUGAAUUGUUUUGUUCAUAUCUGGGUGAAAAAUAGUAUUGUCAAACCCUAAGAAGUAUAUUGAAUUUUGUGACAUUUUUAAGACCACUGUUUUUUUUUUUUUUUUACUCAAACAAAAAUCUUUU
This is a messenger RNA of Polyodon spathula (Mississippi paddlefish), 11215 nucleotides long. RefSeq names its product kielin cysteine rich BMP regulator. Gene Ontology annotation, molecular function: protein binding; serine-type endopeptidase inhibitor activity; oxidoreductase activity. The transcript is spliced from 59 exons. NCBI's taxonomy places the organism in Eukaryota, Metazoa, Chordata, Actinopteri, Acipenseriformes, Polyodontidae. The record is from RefSeq and is a predicted model, not a curated record. The coding region runs from base 473 to 10525 and encodes 3350 amino acids.